Molecule: messenger RNA, 1839 nt
Organism: Vicia villosa (hairy vetch)
Lineage: Eukaryota; Viridiplantae; Streptophyta; Magnoliopsida; Fabales; Fabaceae
Exons: 3
Coding region: 1-1839 (612 amino acids)
Molecular function (GO): protein dimerization activity
Source: RefSeq, a predicted model, not a curated record
AUGGUUUUGGAGCACGGCAUUUCACUUGAUGGAGAAGAUGCAAUGCACUUCAAUUUUAUUGAUGACAUGAACCCCCGCCGGCUCUACCAAUUUCUUUGUCGUUUGGCCAGAACAAAACACGGCGGUGAAGCUUGUGAGAAUGGUGCUGAUCAGAAGAAGAAGGAGGAGUGUGCUUCUGUCAAAAUUGUUGAAAAAGGAAAAAAGAAUGGUGUGGUUAAUAAGAGUUCUGAAGAAGAUGCUAAAAAUAAGGAUAUUUUGAAAGAGGAAGCUUCUGAAGCCAUUGCUAGGUUUUUCUACGACAAUGCCAUACUGCCCAAGAUGGUAGAGAGUAAGGAGUUUAUUGCUAUGUGUGGUAUGAUUUCAAGACUCGGCGUUGGAUAUGAGCCACCGUCUAGCGUUGAGAUUAGUGAAAGAUGUUUGGCGAAAACAAAGUCGGCAGAUAAAGCUUUGGAAGAACACAGAGCUGUAUGGAAGACAAGAGGGUGCACGAUAAUGGUUGAUGCAUGGACUGACAAGAAUAAGCGAUCCAUACUAAACUUGUUUGCGAACAGUAUAAAGGGAGCAUCCUUUUUGAAGUCUAUUGAUGCAACUGAUAUGUUGGAAUCGGAGACGCCUUUCAAACUCUUUAAGAUGAUGGAUGACAUUGUUGAAGAGGUUGGAGAAGAAAAUGUUGCCCAAAUUGUGACGGACAAUACACCAUUCUAUAAAGCUGCUGGUGAGAUGUUGAUGGAAAAGAGGACUAAGUUGUAUUGGACACCUUGUGUAACACACUGCAUUGAGAUGAUAUUGGAAGACUACGAGAAGAAGAUUCCGAUAUAUGAAAAGACAAUUGCAAAGGGUAAAAGAAUUACAAACUUUAUUUAUUCGAGGAAUUCUAUGGUUUCUCUAUUGCAUAGGUUCACAAAAGGAAUGGAUUUAGUGAAGCCAAGUAUUACUCGCUGUGCCACGUCCUACUUAACUUUAGACUGUCUCUAUGAGAACAAGGUAGCUUUGAGAAAAAUGUUCAUAUCCAAGGAGUGGAGGUCCAGCCAGUUUGCAAAAACAAGUGUUGGACAAUCUGUUGAGGAUGUGGUUUUUGACAAAGAGUUUUGGAAAAAUAUUUUGAUUUGUUUAAAAGGUGCAGGUCCUUUGAUCGAAGUGCUUCGUUUGGUGAAUUCAAUCGAAGAACCAGCCACCGGUUUUAUUUAUGAGGCAAUGGAGCAAGCUAAAGAGGAAAUAAGAAGCCACCUUUUCAUUGAAAGUUUUAUGCUUCUGAAAAUCAUUGAUGAAAGAUGGGACCAACAACAUCUCAACCCUUUGCAUGCAGCAGCCUAUUUUCUCAAUCCUCAAUAUCACUAUUGUAUUGGACUUAGAGACGAUGAUAAUAUCAUUACGCGUAGUCUACAUCAGUGUAUAACCAGGAUGGUGGGCAGUCCAGAAGAAAGAGCCAAGAUUGAAAUUCAACUGGAUGAUUUUGAAAAACGGAUAAAUCUUUUGGGUGAUCCUCUUGCUGCAAUGAAAGCUAGUUACGAGACUCCAUCAGUUUGGUGGGCUGAUUUUGGAGGUGGACUACCAGAGCUCCAAAGUCUUGCGCUUCGUGUAUUAAGUUUGACAUGUAGUUCUUAUGGAUCUGAGAUUAAUCAGAGUGCUUUCAAGAUGGUAUGUGCCAAGAGAAGAAAUCUUUUGAGUCAAGAGGCUGGUAAUUCAAAAUUGGGUGAGAAGAGGCAAGAUAGAGGAUCAGUUGAGCUAAAUCUGAAUGAUGAUGGAGAUAUUGAAGGUUUAGAUGCAGACGACUUGGGUUAUGAUAUGAUUUCUGAUUUGCAUGGCGAAUAUGCUAAUGGAGAUGAAGAUCAAACAUAA